AGAUAUAAAUAGAUAUAUAGUUGUAUAUAACAUUAAAUGAGGAAAAUAUACCCCUCAAAUGUUAAUGGGUGUUUUAUCUGAGUAGUAGAAUAAUUUGUGAUUUUCAUUUUUUCUUUAUGUUUUUGUGUCUUUCUCAAACUAGUAUUAUUGUCAUCAGGAAACAGUUUUUUAAAUCUUUCACAUCCUUUCAAAUUCAUAUGCUACUACCUUUGUGAGUAAAAUCUUUCCUGAUCUCCACACUAAUGCUACUUUCUCUUUUGAAACACACUCUCUGUCCCCAGCACUUUUUUUUGUAAGAUUAGUUAUUUAUUUUGAGAGAGAGAGGGAGGGGGAGUUGCAGAGAGAGAGGAGAGAGAAAACCUCAGGCAGGCUCCAAACUGCCAGCGCAGAACUCAGUGCGGGGCUCAGACCCAUGAACUGUGAGCCCGUGGCCUGAACUGAAAUCAAGAGUACGAUGCUUAACCGGCAAGAGCCACCCAGGCGCCACUCCCCAGCACUUUUAUUGUCUUGGGUCAUUUCCAGCAUUUUGGUUUGUAUUCUGUGUAACCACAGGUCCCCAGGUCCCACAAAUUGAUAGAGGAAAGGAGUCGGGGAGGCGCAGCUAAUGAUAAAAAAGGUAACGGAAUAGCUGUUGCUCCAUUAGGAAAGCUAGAAUCUUCCUGCUGUAUCCACUAUAUCCCAGACUUUUUGGUCUCAUCCCCUCCCUGUGGUCCUGGCCAUGUCUCUUCCACAUUGGUGUUCCUAUGACCUGAGUCAGCCACGAUGCUCACUCUGUUUGUGUGUGAUGCUGUCCCCUCUCCUUCACUUGGUACCAAGCUAGGCCCCAUUAUUCCAUCAGCCUCACACCAUCUAGGCUGUGUCUCUGCCCUUCAUCACUUUGCUGAAGUGGGACCAUUUCCCACCCAGGUUGUACCUUUUAAAAGUUAUUCGCCUUCCCCUCAUUUUCUUAAUCUCUGAUAUAACCUAUUGCAUGAUGACUCAUGUUUUCCGGCUCCUUAGUACAUCCCCUCCCCAGCCUCCUUGCCUAGAUGAACUUGCACUGAGAUUAGGUUGGGAGCCAGAGAAAUCUGGCCCAAUCCUUCCCUCUCCUUAGUCAGAGGCCCCAGAUGGAAGGGUGCACAACCACUCUCUCUUGUCUGGGAGAUGGAGUUGUGAUUUUGUUUUAUAAUUUAUUCUAGUGUCUCUCUCCUGGGUGGCUUGUUAGCCUUCAUCUCACCAGUCAUUCCCUUUCCAGGAAGGCCUGUCUGCAGCAACCAGAACUGGAAGCCUGGUGGCCCGCUUGACAUGCCCUGUGCUUGGGUAGACAAGCAGAAGCAACCCUGCUUGGGCUGUCAUCAGUCCACCGUGUCCUCUUCUAAGCCUCUCCAUUAACUUCUUGGACAGGAGCUGAGGACCAGUCAACUUUGUACACUCUGUGCACUCUGAAGCAGCUCUUAACAUAGGAUGGUCUCAGACUCCUUAGACUCCUCAAAAUCAAGUGUACCUAUUUCUCCUCAGGCUAGAUAGCCCAGGUCACCCUGGACAUCAUACAGCACAUAUGUUCUAGCAGGAUAUGAAAAGGACUUUUAAGAACCCAAUGGCAGUAGUCUUAUGACAUUCUCUUGACCAUCUCCAUGACUCUAUGGGGCUCUAGACCAUCCUUGAGGCUACAAGAGUGACAAGCCACAACUACAUCAAAAUUUGUAGCAAAUAAGAGCUCCAGAACUGGGCGUGUCCUCCUAACAUGGCCUCCACCGCCUCCCCUCUGCCGCCUACCACUGAGGUUGCCAGUUCUGAGAACAGCAGCUCCUUCUAUGACUAUGAGUACUACCUGGACAGUGUGGCCUUCAUGCUCUGCCGGAAGGAUGAGGUGAUGUCCUUUGGCAGGACCUUCCUGCCAGUCUUCUACAGCCUGAUCUUUGUGCUGGGUUUGGGAGGAAACCUCUUUCUUCUAGUGGUCUUGCUCCGGUACAUGCCUCGCAGGCGGAUGACUGAGGUCUAUCUGCUGAACCUGGCCAUCUCCAACCUCCUGUUUGUGGUGACACUGCCUUUCUGGGGCAUCUCUGUGGCCUGGCAUUGGGUCUUUGGGAGUUUCUUAUGCAAGAUGGUGAGCACCCUCUAUACCAUCAACUUCUACAGUGGCAUCUUCUUCAUUAGCUGCAUGAGCCUGGACAAGUACCUGGAGAUCGUCCACACUCAGCCCCACCACAGACUGAGGACCCGGGCCAAAAGCCUGCUCCUGGCUGCCAUGGUAUGGACUGUGGCCCUGGCUGUCUCCAUCCCUGACAUGGUCUUUGUGCAGGCACAUGAAAACCCCACAGGCGUGUGGAACUGCUAUGCAGAUUUCGGAGGACAUGGGACCAUCUGGAAGCUCUUUCUCCGUUUCCAGCAGAACCUCCUGGGGUUUCUCCUUCCACUCCUUGUCAUGAUCUUCUUCUACUCCCGCAUUGGCUCUGUGCUGGUCAGGCUGAGGCCCCCAGGCCAGGGCCGGGCUCUGAAGAUAGUCGUAGCCCUCGUGGUGGCCUUCUUUGUGCUGUGGUUCCCAUACAACCUCACCUUGUUUCUGCACUCACUGCUGGACCUGCAAAUCUUUGGGGACUGCAAGGUUAGCCAGCACUUGGACUAUGCCCUGCAGGUGACAGAGAGCAUUGCCUUCCUUCACUGCUGCUUCACUCCCAUUCUCUAUGCCUUCUCCAGCCGCCACUUCCGCGGGUACCUGAAGGCUUUCCUCAUCACUGUGCUCCGGCACAGCCAGGCACCUUGCCCUGCACAGGCCCCACUAUCCAGCUGUUCUGAGAGUAGCAGGCUCACUGCCCAAGAAGAAAUGACUGGCAUGAAUGACCUUAGGGAGAGGCAGGCUGAGCAUUCCCCCGACAAGAAUGACGCAGGAGAAAAUGAAGCCUGAGUGGCCAUACCACAGUCUGGUGAGAGUGGAUGGGACCCAGCUCAGUUGGGCAUCCACCCAAAGUCCUCUCUUCAAGGGCCUUAUGGACCGUGUUGUCAAACCCAGUGGUCAGUUCUCAGUUCUCAACCAUCAGCAGCAUUUACUUACUCCUGCCUCUUCCUUUCACUUUCUUUAUUGCCUUCCAGGAAAUCAUACUCUCUUGCAUGAAUCGCUACAGUAGUGUCCUAACUGACCUCUGUGCUUCUUAUCAUCAUGCUAUGUCCUGUCAUCUAAUCUGCUCCCAGCAGCCAGCACGAUCACCCACCCUCAGCCAUCACUGCCGUCUUCCUCAGAGUAGUCCAAGGCUUGCCACCCACCAGUGUGCCCUCUUCCCUGUAGUUCAGCUGGGAAAAUAUUGUUGCAGUAUCAUUUAAUGUCACAGCUUUGAUGGCACUGCCAAGGGUCUGGCAAGCCGGAGGGCCUGGAAGUGCCCCACCUGGGGAACUUCCCAGGAGCAUGAGAGUCAGCAGGUGGGAUGCCAGGUGAACAUGGCAGUCCAGGAGGCUCUUCCUUCUUGUGCUUCCCAGGCCCCACUCUGGAGCCUUCAAGGGUCCCUGGGGCCUGCACAAUCAAGUCUAAAUUUUUCGUCUGGCUUCAGGGCUGGAGCUUUCACAUGUAGAAUCCCAUACGCCAUCUUACCCUUAUAGUCCGUCAUUCCUUUUCACUUCCUGGACACCAGGAACCCCUUGUCUCUUACACAUUCCCACCUCUAUGUUUUGUGCUUGCCCACUUUCUUCUGUAACAGGGAUCAUUUUUUCAGCCAGCUGUCCCCUCAUCCUUGUUCUUUAGCUGUCUCUCCUAAGGCCCCAGAGUCCCACUGUCAGGAAGGACUCUGAGCUCCAUUGGUGCCCUGGGAAAUGAAGCUCUGUAUCUGAAGGUGGUGAUUUGUUUGAGGAUGUGGGGGAGUGGGGUUCUAUUUUAGAGCUCCUGAAAUCUGGUGCACAAGGGACCUCAGUCCUGCCCACAUAGCAGCCUGACUGGUGAGAUACAGCCUGAGCUGUAACAACUGGGUCUAGGUACCCAGAGUGUCUGACAUCGUAUCCAUGAUGCAUAGAUGAGAUGGGAUAAGGUAUGCCAGCCAAGGGACACCUAGCAGGGCUUAUCCCCAGCACUGGCAGAUGUGUGUGCGUAUAGUCUAUGUGCACGUGUCUGUGUUGCUGUGUGGGCUGUGCAUAGUACAUAUAGCUAUGUGGAUCUGACAUGAAUAUGUCACUGUGUCCCCUGGGCCUUGUGUCUGUGUGUUCCUAUGUGUCUUUCUCUAGCUGUGUAAGUGUGGGUAUGUGCUCUCUGCAAACAACAGGUAUAUAAGAAGUGCCCUGAAGCCGAUGCCCAAGGGGCAGGGGAAAGGGUGGCCACCAGUGACCCCUCGAUCCCUCUCACUGUCCUGGUUGCCAUGUACUGCAGCUGACCAUAGCGAGGGCUCUGACUACAGCACAGAAGGCACUGGUCAGGAAGCAAGUUGGAGCUGGGCUCUCACAGCCCAGGCCAGGACAGAGACCUCUUCAUCCUGACCUUACUUCCCAGUCCGCACCUCGGUUCCUCCUGCUGCUCUCCGUCUGCCCACCCAAAGGCCUAGUUCGCUGGCUACACUGCUCACGCCUUUCCAGGAAAGCUCCCAGGAUUCUCUUGGUCCUCAGACUCUGUGGCAAGUUGGACUCUUCCCCUGGCUGACCCAGGGAGAGGGACAGGCAUGGCUCUGCCUCUACCCUGUGAAAUGUGGUUUGAGGGUUUACAGCUAUUACUGCCUAUGGAAAAAAUAUUUUUCUUUCCCAGGUACCUGCAGUUCCACCUUUGGCAUGCCAUCUCUGAUCUUACUUUGUUAUAAGCUAUCCUUAGAGAAUACACAUAGUGGGCUUUUCUUUGAGGGAGAAAAAAUUUGGUGCAGAAAUGAGGAUUUGGGGGUCAGGACUGUUGUGUCAGGACAGGUAGUGAUUAGAUGUAUCCUUGGGGGUCUCAAUCUUCCUACUGCCUCAAGGUCCUUGCUAGGGAAGGAAGGGUGGCCCUUGCAGAGAGUGUGUCCAGUCCCCAUGCAAGGGCCGUAGGACUACAGGUGCCAUGGGCCCCUCCUGUGCCCGCACCUGGGAUUGGCCCCUAUAUGCACACUAUAAUCCUGGGUGCUCACUGCUUCCUGGGAGGCCUGUUGUUAUGGGCUGUGUGACUGUAUACUUGUAGUCGCCCCACACCUCUGACCCACUGAGGCUUCCCUUGGUCCCAGGUAUACCCUCAAACAUGCAGUUCCUGGGAGAUCACUCUCAGUUGAGACCUCUUGGUCUUGACUUAAUGGAUUUGGGCCCUCUGUCCUGCUCCCCAGCCUGUUGACAGGCCAGGCCCUUGGUCUAGAUUUCUUUGGGUAUAGGGAAAAUGAGGGGGUAUAGCACCUGAGCAGUGCCCAGGAGGUGUGUGAAGGCCCUGCAUCUUUGCCUGUAUCCCAAUACCUGCUCUGGCACAGGGCCUGGCUGUGUGGGGAGGUCAUUGAUAAGCUCUCCAUGGUGGUUUCCAGCCUCUCAGUCCCCUUCUCCCUCCCCUGUUCUCCCUGUGUGUCUCUUCUUGUGCUCCUGGCCCCUUGUGGGAUAGGUUAGGAUAUCCUGGCUUCUCCAAGGCAGUCAGAGCUCUGUCAGGCUCUAGACAGAGGUUGUCAUUUGGGGGCAGUUAGACCCAGAGGAAGGCAGACUCUGGCCCACAGUCACAUAGCUAGUGGGGACAGACUCCUGCCUCCAGCCCCAGCCCCAGCCCCAGCCCUUGCCUGAGUUACUCUAAUAGCCUGUUAUCUUGGCAAAACUCAGGGCAGAACAGCCAGCCUCAAAAAAAUGCAGGAGGCCAGUCACAGAUUUGGGAGAGGUGAGUGGAGAGAAGCCCCACUAGGCAUCCUUGCAGGGGGUCUCUGCUGCCCAGCCUCCCUUCUCCAGGACCCUACGCCAGCUCCCAGUCACUGCUCCUCCUGUCCCAGCCCCAGCCACAGCCAGGCCCUGCCAUCAGCCAGCUGUGGCUCUGGUAGCAGCACUUCCAGCCCUGGUAGGCAGGCCUGGCAAUGGGACUGUCUCCAUUUCACAUGCCAGGAAGCUGAGUGAGGCCAGGGAGGGGAAGGAAUGAUUUGAGGAUAUGAAGUAAAGUAGCUGAGACUGAGCCAAUUUUCUAUCAUUUAAUCUCCAUUUAGGGAAUUGGGGGUCAGGGAUGAAGUAAUAAGAUACCAAGCCCUGUGGGCUGCAGUCCAGGGGAGGGGGCAGGAGGAGGAAAGCAGGAAACAGAGAGCAACAACAAGUAACAGAUGUGCUGGGACACAAGCUGUGUCAAGGGAACCUCAGGGGAGGGAGCCCAUUUCUGGCCAGAGGCUGGAAUGGGUGAGAUCCAGGAAGGCCUCCAGGUUGGCAGUAAAAAGCAAGCAACUGUACUUUCCAGGCAGUUCCACUGGAGAAAGUUGGUAAGGCUGAAUUGCACUGGACUGAACAUUUGGGAUCAACUGUGGCAAAAUUUAAAUGUCAGGUGCACGGAGGGGAUGGGGAACCAGAAAAGUGAAAGUAUGACAGGCAAAAGGUCUGGUGAACGGUCUCUGGCAGGUGGGUGCACAGAGGGCCAGGCAGGCCUGGUGUGCAGAGUGCUGAGUCAUAGGAAUGACAGUGGGGCUGGGGAAAAGAGGACAGUUUCGGAGGCACGACAGAGGGUUGAACUGACAGAACUGGGGCCUGACUGUAUGUGGGUGAGAGUGGGGAGGAGAUCCGGUUUCUCCCAGAUCUGUCCUGGGGGAUGGGGUGGGUGGUGGUGUCCUGAGCAGAGGCAGGCAGGGUAAUCCGGAGAAGGAGGUGGUUCAGGACAGAGGUGGGGAGACACAUGCUGAGUUCUGUGUGGGCCAAACUGAGUCAGAGGUGCUGUGGGACCCCAGCGGGGAGAUUGAGGGUCUGGAAGUAGGAGAGAGCUCUGAACUCAGCUGUGGUUGUGGAGACCACAGGAGGGAUUGAGACCACCCUGAGGUGGGAGUGUGGAGGGGAGACAAGGGCACUGAGGGGGAGGGGGGCCUUGAAUAACUCCUAUGUGAAAGGCAGCAUUUCUCCAGACCUGCUCUAUCUAAUUCAGGAGCCACUAGCCACAUGUGGUUGGUGAGCACUAGAAUGUGGCUAGUCUGAAGUGAGAUACACUGCAAGGGUAAAAAGUACAUACCAGAUUUUGAAGGCAACACACACACAAAAAGAAAUU
Messenger RNA from Leopardus geoffroyi (Geoffroy's cat), 7111 nucleotides. RefSeq names its product atypical chemokine receptor 2 (gene ACKR2). The transcript is spliced from 4 exons. Gene Ontology annotation, molecular function: scavenger receptor activity; chemokine binding; chemokine receptor activity. Gene Ontology annotation, cellular component: membrane. The record is from RefSeq and is a predicted model, not a curated record. Gene Ontology annotation, biological process: G protein-coupled receptor signaling pathway; chemotaxis; immune response. NCBI's taxonomy places the organism in Eukaryota, Metazoa, Chordata, Mammalia, Carnivora, Felidae. The coding region runs from base 1724 to 2884 and encodes 386 amino acids.